UAUAUUAUUGUAGGAAGAGGAGUGUUUGCCACACACCCCAUUGAACCCGGGGACUUCGUGUUGGAGUACAGGGGUAAACUCCUCACACAGGAGGAAUGCAAGUCAAGAAAAUACUCAGAGAUUGAAAGCACAUUUCUCUUUGACUUUCAGUGGCAGAAUCAUCACUUAUGCCUGGAUGCAUCUGAAGAAGAUUUAUCUCUCGGAAGAUUGGUCAAUGACAACCACCAAAAUCCAAAUUGCGUUAUGAAAAAAAUCAUAGUUGACAACAAACCACAUUUGUGCCUUUUUUCUCUGAAGAAAAUAGAAAUAGGAGAUGAAAUUGAUUACAACUAUGGUGAUUCAAAAUGGCCUUGGCGCUGUAAGGUGAGUUGGUUAGAUUAAGUAUAGAGAUUUCUUUUUUUAAAUUUUUUUGUUGCAAAAGAAAAUUUUGUAUUUCUCCAAAAUUAACCAUGUUUCCAAUAUUACUCUUGACUGUCUAUGGAAAUGCAUUUAAUCUUUGAUCUGUGAUGUGUGUUAAAAUGAGUUCUUCUUUAUCUGCAAUCCAGUUGAAAAAAAACCAAGCUCCAGCCGCAGCAGAAGAGAAUGAGACCAGCCCUGUUCCUCAGAUGCUGAAUGAUAGACCUAACCCAGAUCAGACCUGCACACAGGUGAAAGGCCUUCAGACUCCUGCUGCAGCAGAAGAGAAUGAGACCAGCCCUGUUCCUCAGAUGCUUAAUGAUAGACCUAACCCAGAUCAGACCUGCACACAGGUGAAAGGCCUUCAGACUCCUGCUGCAGCAGAAGAGAAUGAGACCAGCCCUGUUCCUCAGAUGCUUAAUGAUAGACCUAACCCAGAUCAGACCUGCACACAGGUGAAAGGCCUUCAGACUCCUGCUGCAGCAGAAGAGAAUGAGACCAGCCCUGUUCCUCAGAUGCUUAAUGAUAGACCUAACCCAGAUCAGACCUGCACACAGGUGAAAGGCCUUCAGACUCCUGCUGCAGCAGAAGAGAAUGAGACCAGCCCUGUUCCUCAGAUGCUUAAUGAUAGACCUAACCCAGAUCAGACCUGCACACAGGUAUUUACUGUCCAAGGAUUUUCACUGGUUGAUUAUCCAGAUAGUGAUGAAACUGAUGAGGAUGGUAUGGAAAACGAACCUCCCACCCCACACCUGGAUGUUAUUAUAGGGCAGAAUGAUAUUGGCCCAGAUUUUUCAGAUCAUUUGUACGAUUCAGAUGAAACUGUUGUGAAAGAAACUUGUGAUGAGGCUUCUCCAAGCAACCAUUCCAACAAUCAAUCGGAUGAUGAACUUGUUCCACCACUGAGACGCACAAAAAGCAUUCUGGAAACACUACAGGCUCCCAGAAAGCACCCUCCAAUUAGCCAAAGUAAGUAAAGUCCUCCUGGCAAUGGAACAAGGACGCCUAGGAGAUUACAAAGGAAAGAGCCUCGAUGAAAUACAAGUCGAUGUGAAUGAGACCAUUGACAUGGAGGGACCUUUAGCAGAGGACAUUGAAGAUGUCAGUAUGCUAAGAGAUGAUGGGUCAGACGAUGAGGUCAGCAUGUCAUCCACGCAAGAAUGUACCUCCACAUCACAAAGUCAAAACCAGGGAGUGUCUGCAACCGAUGUCAGUAUGCCAAGAGAAGAGGGGUCAGAAGAUGAGGUCAGCAUGUCAUCCCUGCAAGAAUGUCCAAAACCGGAGUGUGUCUGCAAAAAAGAGAGGAAAACAAACAGCCAUCAAAAGAAGCUGGACCCCAGACGAGUGUGCUGCAGUGGACACACAUUUGAGGAGAUUUAUUGUAAGGAAUCAAGUUCCUGGUAAAGAAGAGUGUCAGCGCUGUAUUACUGCAGAACCUCAAGCUCUCAGAAACAGAGACUGGAAAGCAGUUAAAUAUUAUGUUAAAAAUCGCAUUACAGCCCUGAGAAGAAAAGUCUAGUGUGAAAGCACCUAAUGGAACUGAGGUAAAACCAAAACAUUAGAGGUAGGAUCUUAAAAUGUUUUGUCUUUGGUUGUGUUCUGUUGUAACCUUGUUGUUGUUGUUGUUGUUGUUGUAGGGGUUUGCUCAGGUUUUAUGGCUGUCCAUUGGCCAACAAAUAUACACAUUUCACAGAUCUUAUUUAAUUUUUUUUAUUUGAUGGAUGUAGGAUGGAUGUUCGAGAGAUGAAUGGAUGUAGGAUAGAUGAUUGAUGUUUGAUGGAU
Messenger RNA from Micropterus salmoides (largemouth bass), 2178 nucleotides. RefSeq lists its product as uncharacterized. The record is from RefSeq and is a predicted model, not a curated record. The transcript is spliced from 12 exons. Bases 507 to 1373 code for a protein of 288 amino acids. Lineage: Eukaryota; Metazoa; Chordata; Actinopteri; Centrarchiformes; Centrarchidae.